Parascedosporium putredinis is the source of this 1848-nucleotide messenger RNA. Lineage: Eukaryota; Fungi; Ascomycota; Sordariomycetes; Microascales; Microascaceae. The record is from the annotation of a GenBank genome assembly.
AUGGUAAUAAUGCGCCUUAUAACGACCGCCGUUUACAUCAGCAUCAAGGAUCCUGGCAUCCGAGCGCAGUCUCGCAGUGACCCUCUCCACCCUCGGAGGGGUCACCGCCCGCACCCGGACUACGUCAUCGCCGGCGCCGGCACCGCCGGUCUCGUAGUGGCGAACCGCCUCUCCGAGGACCCGAACGUAUCGGUCGUCGUGAUCGAGCCCGGCUCCGAUCAGCGGACCAACCCCAACGUCACCAACCCGGAUGCCUUCCUGCAGGCCUUUGGCACCGACCUCGACUGGUCCUACCCCGUCGCUCCGCAGCCCGGGGCCGGGGGCCAGAGCUUCGUGCUGCACCAGGGCAGGGCGUGGGGUGGCAGUAGCGCCAUAAACGGCAUGGCGUAUAUACGCGGCCACAAAGCCCAAAUCGACGCCUGGGAAACCCUCGGCAACCCCGGCUGGAAUUGGGACGCCCUCCUCCACUACGCUCUCAAGUCCGAGAACUACACCAUCCCCAACGACUCCCAGCUCGCCGCCGGCGCCACCUACGAUCCCGCCUACCACGGCUUCGAGGGCCCCGUGCACACGGGCUACCCGCUCAGCCUCAGCAACGGCUCCGCAUCGCCCGUCAUCAUCGCCGCCUGGGAGAGCCUGCUGCUCCCGCACAACCCGGACCUGAACGGCGGAAACACUCAUGGGUUUUCCAUCGGCCCACUCACCGUGGAGGCCGCGACUAACCUGCGCAGCGACGCGGCGAGCGCGUAUUAUUCCCCUAUCGAGGCUCGUCCCAACUUGAGCAUCCUCCGGGGCACCGUGAAGCGCGUGGUCUGGGACAAGAAGAUGAAGAAGAACAACCGCCCGGGCGCUGGGAAGGAGGAUCUGUUGGUGGCGCGAGGGGUAGAGUACAUCACGGACAAAGGCGAAACUCGCAUUCUUUCCGCCGCAAAAGAGGUUAUCCUCUCCGCCGGCUCCGUGAGGACCCCGCUCAUCAUCGAAGGUUCAGGCAUCGGGAACCCAAAAUUACUCAAAAAGCUCGGCAUCCGCAGCGAGGUCGCCCUCCCCGGCGUGGGCGAAAACUACCUCGACAAGGCCAGCCACAUGAUCGGUUUCGCCGGGAGCCUGGGCCCCACCGGUGGGGCCUACCACGCCUUCGCCACCAUGGACGAUAUCUUUGGCGACUCCGUCUCCGACGUCGCCGAGUCCGCUCUCGCCAAGCUACCCCAGUGGGCCGAAGCCGCCGUGGGCGACGCCGCCUGGACGGGGCUCGAUGUGGCAGCCAUCGAGAAGCUCAUGCGCAUCCAGCACCGGCUCCUCUUCCGCCAGGGCGUCCCCGCCGCCGAGAUCCUCGUCGGCUCCAUCCCCGGCGCGGACGACAUCUCUGUCCUGUUCUCGCAAUACUGGCCCCUCGUGUCGUUUUCUCGCGGGAGCGUGCACCUCGGCUCGGUGGACGCCAUUGAUAGCCCCGUCAUCGAUCCCCGUCUUUUCCUCGCCGAUUUCGACGUGGAUGUGUCGAUUGCCGCGGGUCGGCUUGCGCAGGGAUUCUGGCUCUCGGACACAGCCCGGCCCUUCGUCACCGCGCCGAUCCUGCCUGGCGAAGACUUGCUGCCCAACGAUGCUACUGCGGAGCAGUGGGAAGCUUUUACAACAACGUCAGUCAUCCCUCAUUCUCACGGCCUUGGUAGUGCGUCGAUGAUGGCGCGAGAGCUCGGCGGAGUCGUCGACCCUGAGCUGAGAAUCUACGGAACUGCCAACGUUCGCGUGGUCGACGCCUCGGUGAUACCCCUGCACAUUAGCGGGCACAUGGUGGCUACAAUCUAUGCCGUGGCGGAGCGCGCUGCCGACUUGAUCAAAGGCAAGAUCUGA